Messenger RNA from Aspergillus oryzae RIB40, 2172 nucleotides. RefSeq names its product putative sister chromatid separation protein (Src1). Lineage: Eukaryota; Fungi; Ascomycota; Eurotiomycetes; Eurotiales; Aspergillaceae. The coding region runs from base 1 to 2172 and encodes 723 amino acids. Gene Ontology annotation, cellular component: nuclear inner membrane. Gene Ontology annotation, molecular function: chromatin binding. The record is from RefSeq and is a predicted model, not a curated record. The transcript is spliced from 2 exons.
AUGGCGGAUGACCUGGACUAUCUUUCGCCUGAUUUCGACCUUAAUUCUCUCACAGUGCCACGCCUACGGUCCAUUCUAGUCAGCCAUGAUAUUCCAUACCCGGCUUCUGCGAAGAAGGCGCAGCUCAUACGGAUUCUGGAGGAUGAAGUUCUACCUCAGGCGAGGAGAUUACUGCGGGACCGAGAGCGAGUGAGGCGAACGAGUGACGGGAUUACAGAUAUGGGAAGUCGCGCGACAUCGGUAGUUAGUGAUUUCAAUGACCGACGAGAGGACGAUAGUAGAGAUUCUAUGCCGCCCCCACCAACACCUUCGACGGUCUCAACGGUAACUGGGGGAAGGCGAGGACGAUCGAGGAUAAGUACGCGAGCCUCGACCGCCGACGUUGAUGAUAGAAACAUUCCUGCCACGCCGUCCACAAUUUCUAGACGUAUAGCACCGAGAUCAGAGUCGAAGCGCCUUCGCGCAUCCGAAAAUCAAUAUUAUCAUGACACCCCUACAACACCAGUCGCCGCAGACACCGUUACUCCCCGGAAAUCAACUGCCCGAAAACUACGGAGAAGCGAGAUGACACCAUCGACUGAGCCAGAGCCUAUGUCACGGUUAAUAAAAGAAGAGCCUAAGGAAGAGAGCGUCUUUACGUAUGACAACCCAUUUCAAAGUGGCAGUUCUCCUGCUCCGUGGUCCGAGAAAAAGCGAAAGAGUGGAUCGCUACUACCGACGGAGAGCCCUGCUUUGGACCAGGGUCUCCGGGCUAGAAAGUCUGACGCGUUCAUUAAACAAGAAGAUGGUGCUACUGUAUCCAGGCGAUCUUCCUUCCAAUUCCCCGUCUCGAAGUUGAAAUCACCCCGUAAGCAACUUGAAUCCAUGUCGGACGAUGACGAGAGUGAGCUCAGUGCUGGCGAAGAAUUCACACCGGAAGAACAGCUUGCACUAGAAAGGGAGCAGGCGGACUUGUGGUACCCUUCUGCUCCGAACCAACAACAAAUGCAAGGCUCAACGAGUCGCGCGGCUCCUUGGGUUAUUAUAUUACUGCUGCUUGCUGGAUUUGGUGUUUGGUGGCGAAAAGAGAAGAUUGAGAUUGGAUUUUGCGGCAUUGGAAAGCCUACUUGGUCAUUGGCCGAGACUCGGAUUCCUGAGUGGGCAAAUGUCUUGGAACCUCAAUGCGAACCCUGUCCUGCCCAUGCAUUCUGUUAUCCCAAUUUCGAGGCACUCUGCGAGAACGACUUUAUUCUGAAGGCGCAUCCUCUGUCUCUGGGAGGCUUAGUUCCCCUGCCUCCGACUUGCGAGCCUGACAGUGAGAAAGCGCGGCGCGUCAAAGCUGUUGCUGAUAAAGCUGUGGAGGAGCUGCGUGACAGAAGAGCCAAAUGGGAAUGCGGGGAACUCGCAAUUGACGGGCAAGGAGUAGAGGGGCCAGAGAUCAGUGAACCAGAUUUGAAGCAGGAGGUGGGAAGAAAACGUCGGAAAGGAAUGAGUGAUACCGAGUUCGAUGAUCUAUGGAAGGGGGCCUUAGGUGAAAUCCUCGGCAGGGAAGAGGUUAUUACCCAAACGAAGACACCAUCUUCUGUCGUCACCCUCACCUCGACAUCAAUUAGUCGGCUCCCCCUUACGUGCGCCUUCCGCCGCUACGUCCGACUCUCUCUCCUCGCGUAUCGACUCCCUCUUUCAGUUUUAACCAUCUGUGCAUGCGCCGUGAUGUAUGCACGCUCGAGAGUCCUUUCUCGCCGGUCUGAUAUGGCACGAGUCCCGGAACUAGUAGCCACCACGCUCGAUCGCCUUGCGACACAAGCCGCUUUGCAUGCCCGUGGCGAAGCCCGUGAACCUUAUAUUCCAAUUGGACAACUGCGCGACGACGUCCUUCGAUCCGAAUUGCGUGGCAGUCGACGUGAAGAACUAUGGCGACGGGUUCGCAGUGUCGUUGAAGGGAAUGCCAACAUUCGAGCUGCCGUGCGAGAGGGUCGUGGUGGUGACGUUGCUCGCGUGUGGGAAUGGAUUGGCGGCAUCGGCAGUGUUCGUGGAGACAUUGAAGGAUCCGCGACACGGCCGCGCGACAGCAGCAACCUGCAUUUGUCGGCCUCACCUCAUGAGCAAAGCCGUCAGUCGAUGGACAGCCACGCCCAUUCUCCAGAUUCAGCACAGCCUCGUCGAUGGGACGAAGGCAGGCCUAUCUACUGA